Molecule: messenger RNA, 1921 nt
Organism: Phymastichus coffea
Lineage: Eukaryota; Metazoa; Arthropoda; Insecta; Hymenoptera; Eulophidae
Product: sodium-coupled neutral amino acid transporter 7-like
Exons: 5
Coding region: 311-1681 (456 amino acids)
Biological process (GO): amino acid transmembrane transport
Molecular function (GO): amino acid transmembrane transporter activity
Source: RefSeq, a predicted model, not a curated record
UGAUGUUUCAUCCUCUUACAGUCUUACAUUCCACUUUCCACUGUUAUUGUUUGUUUCGUAGAUAGAAGAAUUAAAUGCGUAAAUUACUUUUCAUAAAGUGAAUUGUCAAAGUCAAAGUGGAUUUCAGUAGAAUUAUCUGUUGCACGCGUUUGCUGUCCACAAGAGAUUAUCGAAAUGUUGACGGUAGCUAAUUUGAUAUAAAUGUAUGCAAUCGUAACUACUUGGGGAAAAAUAUGCAUCACACUUUCUCUUUUGUUCGUUGAGCUACGAGUAAAUAGCUAGUUUGAUUUAAUUUAAUUCAACUGUAAAAAUGAGUUACAUCAGUGAAGAGGAUGAAGAUGGUCUCAUCAACAGUGGAAUUGUUUUAUCAACAGUAAGCCCUUCUAGAGAAAUGUCUCAUCGACGAACAGGAACUGGGUCAUGGGGUACAAUAUUUUUAAUGAUCAAUGCCACAUUGGGAGCUGGACUAUUAAACUUUCCAGAAGCAUUUGAUAAGUCAGGAGGGGUUGCAACAGCAAUAAUAGCUCAAUUGUUCUUCCUUGUGUUCAUUACUACGACCUUAGUUAUUCUAGCAAACUGUGGCGAUGUCACAGAUACCACAACAAUGCAAGGUGCUUUUGCAGGUUUAUGUGGUCAAAAGUCAUUGUUCUUCUGUGGAAUAUGUGUGGCUAUAUACAGUUUUGGAUGCUGUGUUACUUUUUUGAUAGUUAUAGGAGAUCAAUUUGAUAGAGUUUUUGCCACUUACUUUGGCAUGGAUUAUUGCCAUACAUGGUAUUUGUCAAGGACAUUCAUAACAUGUCUUACAAGUGUUAUUUUUAUUUUGCCUUUGUCAUUUUUCAAAAGGCUUGAUGCUUUGAACUAUGCCAGCUCUAUUGGCUGUGUUACAAUUAUUUAUGUCAUUUGGUUGAUAAUCUAUGAAAGUUUAGAUCAUCAUAAGUUGCCUUCAAAGCCAGUGCACAUUUGGCCAGAAGAGCCCACCCAAGUUUUACAAAUAGUGCCAAUCAUCUGUUUUGCAUACCAGUGCCACAUGACUGCCAUACCUACGUAUGCUUGCAUGAAAGACAGAAAAAUUGAAAAAUUCACAUACUGUGCAGUAAUCAGUAUGGUCAUCUGCUUUUUUGCAUACUCUAUAGUUGGCUAUUUUGGAUAUGCAACAUUUGGUAUAGGAAAAGUCCCAAGUGAUAUUUUACAAGGCUACACAGAUAAGAGUACAACACUCACAAUUGCAAUAAUAGCAAUAGCAGUAAAAAAUUUUACCACUUAUCCUAUUGUUUUGUACUGUGGAAGAGAUGCAAUUUUAAAUUUAUUUGGUAAAGAUGUCGAUUGUCAUUUUAUAAUUAGAUUUGCGAUAACAAUCAUAUGGUUUACACUAUGUUUAGUUAUCGCAAUAUUAGUACCAGACAUAGCACCACUCAUUAAUAUGAUGGGUUCCCUAUCUGCUGCAUUUAUAUUUGUGUUUCCAGGAAUAUGUCUCUUCCAAAGUAUUUUAUAUAAGGAUCCUUCCUUGUAUUUAAACAAAGAUAGAUUUUUAAUAAUAUUUGCUAUUUUGCUAACCGCGAUGGGAGCUUUCGUUUGUGGAGUAGUAUUUACAGAAGCUCUUCAGGAUUUACAAAAAAAACCACUACAGCGUCCUUUGGUUACCGGUUUCAAAGCACAAUUAGGCACAAGUUUGUGUACAUGAACAACUUUGUAUUAAUUUGACUGAAUGAGAAACUAUUGGCAUCACUGUUAAUCAUGAUAAAUUUUAUACGAAAAGAAAUUUUAAUUUGAUAAUUUUUUCGCACGGGUCACGUAUGAGAUUGGAUCUGAAAACACAAAGACUGACGUGUGUAUAUAUACGUAUAUAUAUAUAGUUGCUCCUAUUUUUCUACUUCAAAAAUGCAAUAAAAAAAAAGAACUGAACAAUGUAUUAUAGUUUUUU